AUGUACGCAAAGGGUACGCGAGGUUUGCGUAACCUUGAUGAGACACUCGCGGCGCUACGGCAGAAUGCCCGCCAGGAAGCGCGUUUGACUCGGGAGGAAUUACGACGCUACGUAAUCCGUGAGGACAUUCGCCGCCAGAAUGCGGAACGUCGGUUUCAGCAGCAGGGGGAGUUGCUUAAUGGUGCCCGCUCCGGUAAUGUCACUUCGGCUUCUGUUGGGUGCGAGAGCGAUGCGGCGCUGCCUGGUUGGUAUGAUGGCCAAUUCGCCCCCCCUGAUGCGGGAGAUAUGAACUCUGAUGCCGCCAUCCAUCACGGUGAUGCGGGUGAUAUCGUGGAGGAUGUGACGGAACGGGUAUCCCGGGCUGCACACACGCUUUACCCUCAGCUUCUCAAUGAGAUAGAUGCUUGUGCUGUUGACCUAUGGCCUCGGCAGCAUGACUGUGUAGAUGGAGAUGAGGAUGAAGAAAGCGUGCAAGUAUUUAGUGGUGACUGUGUGGUGGAAUGGAGUGGAAAUAGAUCACCUCUUUUGCUACGUUGCACGCGUCCUUCGAGUACCGGCUAUCUUCCACUAGUACCAUCAUCUACAGGGAAGGAAGUGCUGCCUCGCGGGCGGAGCGGUAACACAUCGAAAGUAACCGAAACCAAACCACCGGUUGUUUGUUUUGAUGGGGAUAUGUGUUCGAGGUUGUAUGAGUAUGAUGGUGGGGCUGAUCCACUGAAGUCUGCUCUGCUUUCCGCCAAACGAAUGUGUGAAGGGCGAGGAGUUGUGUCGGGUAAUUCACCCAGCGAAACGAAGGGUCCUUUAGCCCCCCAGCGGCCAACGAAGCGUUGUUGGGACCCACGAGCUGCCAACAAGCCUGUGCUACACAGCGUAGGCACUGCUGUAGCUGAGAGCUCUGCGAAGUCUAUUGCGAAGAAGAUUCGCCAGUCAGUGAAGCAGCAGCCGCAUGGUACGGGUGACAAGGGGAGUCAGGAUGUAUCGGAGCGCAUUUUUGUUGAACCGCGAAGCUUCGUUACGGAGCCCAAGGGUGAAGAAGUUAUUUAUGUCCAAGUCGCACAACCGCUCAUGGCUCACUUCUGUGAUGGUUGUGGUGCUUGUGCGGCGCGGGACGUAACCACCGGUCUGCCGGAUUCGUGCACAUCAUGCGGUGAGACAUUUGGUCCCGUGGCACCGAUGCGGCGGUACAUUUCAUCAGAUGAUGAUGGUGAGGGGUAUUCAAUGAACCGCACUGCGGCGCGCGGGAGGUCGGGGUCUUCAGAAGUGAAGGCGGAUGUGGGAGUUGGUGGCUUGGAGGCGCACGGUGUUCCCCCUGAUGUUUCACGUGCCAAAUCUCACAGGGCAGCAACGAUGGGAACUGAGGUGCAGAGGCCCUGUUCCGUUGGCGGUUCCGCUGUUGCCACACAGGCUGGUGCAAGAAAUGGUCCAAAGCCCCUUCCGCUGACUGCAAAGGGACUUUACUUCCUUUACUUGUGGGACCAAGCGGUGUCUCGCAGCUAA
Trypanosoma brucei brucei TREU927 is the source of this 1497-nucleotide messenger RNA. RefSeq lists its product as hypothetical. The record is from RefSeq and is a predicted model, not a curated record. Lineage: Eukaryota; Euglenozoa; Kinetoplastea; Trypanosomatida; Trypanosomatidae. The coding region runs from base 1 to 1497 and encodes 498 amino acids. The transcript has a single exon.